Molecule: messenger RNA, 1587 nt
Organism: Miscanthus lutarioriparius
Lineage: Eukaryota; Viridiplantae; Streptophyta; Magnoliopsida; Poales; Poaceae
Source: the annotation of a GenBank genome assembly
AUGGCCUCACCCGCGCGCCCCGCUGCCGCCUCCGUCUCCGUCUCCGGCGCCUUCGGCCUGCCCCCGGACGUGCGCUGCUCCUACGACCAGCCCCGCCGCCGCGAGGACGAGAGGCUGGUGCGGACGUUCGUGGCCGCCUACGGGCAUCCGCCGCAGCAGCAGCAGAACGGCGGCUUCUACCCCAAGGACGCCGUGAUGGCGGCCGUGGAGGAGGGCAUGCGGAAGCAGGCCGACUCGCUGCUGCACUCGCUCGACGGCAUCGGGGGCAGGCUCUCGCAGCUCGAGGUCUACUGCUACAAGCUCGAGAGGUCCAUCGGGGAGCUGCGCAGCGACGUCAUGGACUACCACGGCGAGAGCACCGCCAACUUCAGAUGCAUCGACAAGAACCUCAGACAGGUCCACAAAUCCUUGCAGGUUCUCCAGGAUAGGCAGGACUUAGCUGAAACUCCAAAAGAACUCAGCAAACUUCAACUAGCACAUGAUGCGCCCUCUCAGAAGGGUGAGGCCACUGGUUUUUCCAUGCUCGCGCCAAGGGAAAAUGACCACAGCAGCACACAGGCUCCAAAACACGAGGUCGCACUUUUGCCGCUUCACCAAGUUAACGGGAUGCAGUCCCCUGCUGCCCUGCACGUCCAAACCAGCAACGGGUUUGUUCUGCAGCACCUGGUGCCUGUCACUUUGAGCACGCAGCAUGAUCAGCAGCAGUUGAACCAGGCUCCUGUGUACUAUGUGCAAAGCCCGGAUCAUGCUAAAUCCACCGAGAGCAAGGCGGUGGAACUUUUGGUUCAAGUUGUGCAGCCACUUGUUCACAACCCUGAAGCCAUGGUUCAAGUUGAGCUACCUCAGAAAUCUAGUCAAGCAACUGAAUUGUACCCUCAGCCUCAGAGUCACAGACUACAGAUGCCUACCCAGCAGGUUGAUUCGCAUACAUGGCAUCCCCAACAGCCCAUGGUGCAACAGCAGCAAUACAUUAUUCAGCAAGUUUCACGACAUAUGGCUCAACAACAGUCCUCAUCUCCUCCAUUCAGUUCCCCAAAGCCUGCCAGUUCUAACACUGAGCCAAUUACAAGAAGUGUGGCUGGGCAGACUCCAUACUCUUCAUCGCAGCAGCAGCAGCAGCAGCAUGAAGUUGCCCAUUCAUUUUAUGGCCAAGGCAAUACAGUAUUGCUUCCUGUAGCAGAUCAUAAUGCUCAGCAUCAGCAACCACAAUCAGUGGUGCAGCUACAGAGCCAGGGCCCCUGUCCACCUCAACCAAGCAAGCCCAGUCACUGCAGUGUUGCAUCCUUUGCUGUUCAAGGAAAUGGCCAGACCUACAGCUCCACAUACAAGAACCCUUCUAACUGCCCUGCAACUGUUGUAGCUCUUCUGCCUCAGCCUCCAGCUACUGCUUCUAUGGCGUAUCAUCCCUUGGGACCACAGGUCGUGCACAAUCAUCCAUUUAGAAAUAUGGUUGAAACGGCUAGUGUGGUAGGGUAUCCACGGGAUCAAAUUGAGAUACUCCCAGUGGUGACUGCAGCCCAACCUGUAAUGGUUGAUAAGCUUAAUGCUGGCAGCAAUGUAACAUCCCCUCGUGAGUGGUCAGCAUAG